AUGCACCUGCUGUGCAACAACAUCACCACAGUUGUGUACAUGAACAAGUUUGGUGGCUGCAACAUUUGCCUCAAUUGGGUGAUGAAGAAGAUCUUCAACUUCACCCAGACUCAUGGCAUCACCCUGUUGGCCAGACACCUGCCCAGCGACCUCAAUGGACAAGCAGACCAACUCAGCUGUCUGCUUCCCCAACACAAGUGGAGUGUCCACCUGUCCAUCUUCCAAGCCCUCAAUUGCUGCUGGGGUCCACACUUGGUGGACUGCAUGGCCUUGAAGAGCAAUGCACUCCUUCCCCAAUUCAACUCAAGGUUUUGGGAGCACAACAUGGAAGUGGUCAACACCCUGCUUCAGCCAUGGCAGGGUGAGAACAACUGGGUGGUUCUGCCAGUUGUGCUGCUGCUGGUGAUUGCUCGCCUACUCUGUUGA
Messenger RNA from Acanthamoeba castellanii str. Neff, 426 nucleotides. RefSeq lists its product as uncharacterized. The transcript has a single exon. The record is from RefSeq and is a predicted model, not a curated record. NCBI's taxonomy places the organism in Eukaryota, Discosea, Longamoebia, Acanthamoebidae. The coding region runs from base 1 to 426 and encodes 141 amino acids.